UUUCGGUUAAGGUACGAGGUAACUUUCAACAUUUGGGACAGAUUUGGGGCAGAUUUAUUAUUUUAAUACUUGUUACCUUCUACCUUAAAUUUCAUCUCCCGCCGCAUGAGCUGCAAUUUUUACGAGCUGCACCACGCAGACUUGAUACAUCAUGCCUCCUACACGGGCUCAACCGCAACAGCAGCGGCGGCAUGAGUUUGUUCAUCCAGAGGCACAACAUGCGAAAAAGAAAAGCAUAUCUCCUUUCAUGAUAGAACCCAUAAAGGCGCUUUAUAUCUUCUUGAUUGUAAAUCUCAUAUCUGCCCUAUUUGCACCCAUUCAGGAUUGCGAUGAGACCUUUAAUUAUUGGGAACCGACCCAUUAUCUCUCUCACGGCUACGGCCUCCAAACCUGGGAGUAUUCACCCGAAUACGCUAUCCGAAGUUGGUCUUAUAUCGGUUUGCACGCUAUAAUUGGCAAUAUCAGGAGAAUAUUGCCCCAGACUACGAAGCUUUCAGAAUUUUACUUCAUUCGCUAUGUCUUGGCAUUUGUUUGCUCCUUAUGUCAAGUGCUUCUAUACCGGGUCAUCAGCUUUACUCUAAAUCCUAGGAUUGGUCUCUUCUUUCUUAUAGCGACCGUCAUUUCCCCCGGGAACUUCCAUGCUAGUACGGCCUACCUACCCUCCAGCUUUGCUAUGUAUACGUCCAUGCUUGGGGCUACCGCAUUCAUGAACUGGAGAGGAGGACUUAAGACGUCCUUGGGCAUAUGGUGGUUUGCCGUUGGGGGUAUCCUAGGAUGGCCUUUUGCUUCGGCUCUGUGCGCCCCUUUCUUGAUCGAGGAGGCUAUACUUGCAGCCGUAAGCUAUCCCCAGAGUUUCAACGAUACAGUCCGCCGAUUUGGCAGAGGUGUAGUUGCUGCCUUAAUGCUACUUGUCGGCGAUACAAUGAUUAAUACUUUCUUCUACAAGAAGAUUGUGAUUGUGUCUUGGAAUAUCGUCAAGUACAACAUAUUCUCUUCAACAGGCGGCCCUAACCUCUACGGAACGGAACCAUGGACAUUUUACUUCCGGAACCUUGUCAUCAACUUCAAUAUUUGGUUCAUCCUCGCCUUACUUUCUUUACCUCUAUUCCUCACUCAAAAGAUUACCUCCUCCAAGCAAGGUAGCUUUCAGACAGGGAUGCGUACAGUUGUAUUCCUCUCCCCAUUUUACAUGUGGCUCGGUAUCUUUAGCAUGCAACCGCAUAAAGAGGAAAGGUUCAUGUACCCCAUGUAUCCAUUCCUUGCUCUAAAUGCCGCCUUAGGAUUACACAUUGUUUUGUCAGCCUUUGGCAACCCCGAUCCGAAGACCCUGGCCGGCAAGAUUCCAGCUCGCUUAAAGCUUUUCACUGUUAUGGGCGUCUUAAGCCUGUCAUUCGUGCUAGGUUUAGCUCGCAUCAUUGGCAUAUACACUGCUUACUCCGCACCUUUGAAACUCUACGAACCAUUGGGAGCUGGUGUACUAGGCCAACAAGGUCUUGGUAAGCCUAAGGAUCAUGUGUGUUACGGUAAGGAAUGGUACCGGUUCCCGAGCUCAUACUUCUUACCUCGCGAUAUGCACGCAAAGUUCAUUCGCUCAGAGUUCCGCGGGUUGUUACCUGGAGAGUUCUCCGAAGCAGGACAUGAAUUUGGCCUGUGGGGCGGUACCUGGCUACCACCGAAGGGUAUGAAUGACCGCAACGAAGAGGAUAUGACCAAAUAUGUGGAUAUUAAGACUUGUGAUUUCCUAGUCGACACGCAAUACCCGGAGCAUCGCCACGCCUUGCCGCCUAACGAGCCAAAUUACAUCGCGGACAAAGCUAACUGGGAAAUCGUUAAAUGUGAGCCGUUCCUAGAUGCGGCAAAUACACAUCUCCUCGCGAGAGUAUUGUGGAUUCCAGAUCUGAACUUUAUUCCGGAAACAUACAGGAGAAAAUGGGGACAGAACUGCUUGCUGCAGAAAAGAAACCACACAGAGGACUCCCCUCUCAGGUUCGGGUCUUGAAUGAUUUGAAUAGAACAUAGAAGACGAUAAAUGAGUUGUCUAUUACAGCUUGAAUCUUUCUUCGGAGACAGGUAGUUAGUCGUAAAUAAGCCUCCAAUUGUGGAGAAAUUAUGGAGCUAAGAGGCGAGGUCUAUACCGAUGGGGCUGAAAAUAGUCUAUUUCGAGUUACGGAUUUCGGCAAGGGACAGCUAUUGUUGUGUUGGUACUUCUGAUCUGCAUACAACUUAGGUGGACGCUGACAACGUAGUAGUCCAGUCAGCCUUCCGACAUGACCGGAUUUUUAAACGUCGCCAUUGGACGUUGUCUAUGGAUCGUCGGUACAUCUACGGUAGCAUAUACAUUAUGCAGUCUAGACUUUGGUCGGGUCGGGUCCGAUUGCGCGUGGAUUCGUUGAGCUGCAAUGCGUGACAGCAGACUAGUCUCAAUUACGCGUCAAACGCAAUACCGGACCUGCUUAAGAUGUAACCCUCCUAUAUCGAGAAGAAUUGAUGUAAGAAUUGUUGUACGGGGAAAAAAAACCAAAAAAUAAAAUUAUGAAGAACUCGACGUUUGGUCCUUCACCUAUUACGUGUGAAAUGGUAUUUCAAUCGUUGCCAC
Messenger RNA from Daldinia caldariorum, 2596 nucleotides. RefSeq names its product glycosyltransferase family 22 protein. The record is from RefSeq and is a predicted model, not a curated record. Bases 152 to 1999 code for a protein of 615 amino acids. Gene Ontology annotation, cellular component: endoplasmic reticulum membrane. NCBI's taxonomy places the organism in Eukaryota, Fungi, Ascomycota, Sordariomycetes, Xylariales, Hypoxylaceae. Gene Ontology annotation, biological process: protein N-linked glycosylation. The transcript has 4 exons. Gene Ontology annotation, molecular function: alpha-1,2-mannosyltransferase activity.